AUGGCAUUCCUUCAUCAUUUACAAGUGCCAAGUCUGUGUUUAGCACAAAGGCCCUGGUGAAGAUGCAGCUUUUGAAAGAUGUUGUGGGAAAUGACACGUACAGAAUAAACAAUAAAUAUGAUGAAACAUACCCUCCUCUCCCUGUUGAUGAAGUCAUGCAAAGGUCAGAAUUUGUUAUUGGACAGGAAGUGGCCUAUGAUUUACUGGUCAACAACUGUGAGCAUUUUGUGACUUUGCUUCGGUAUGGAGAAGGAGUUUCAGAGCAGGCCAACCGAGCAAUAAGUACCAUUGGAUUGGUGACAGCUGCUGUUGGUGCCCUCUCAUUCCUGGGCUUGUUUCCAAAAAGACAAAGAACAAAAUACUAUUAACAAUUUAUAGAAGAAAUAUUGGAACUGAAGGAUUUGUGAGAAGGAAAAAAAUCCUGGGAUGAAUACUUAUUUUCAAUGCAUCAUUAUGGUUCCAAAUUCCAAUGAUGGAUGGGGGAACUCUUUAAUAAAUUGCUUACUGAUAAUAUC
Messenger RNA from Castor canadensis (American beaver), 515 nucleotides. Lineage: Eukaryota; Metazoa; Chordata; Mammalia; Rodentia; Castoridae. The record is from RefSeq and is a predicted model, not a curated record.